Hippocampus comes (tiger tail seahorse) is the source of this 2600-nucleotide messenger RNA. It is a transcript of the gene efnb1, whose product is annotated as ephrin-B1. The coding region runs from base 816 to 1814 and encodes 332 amino acids. NCBI's taxonomy places the organism in Eukaryota, Metazoa, Chordata, Actinopteri, Syngnathiformes, Syngnathidae. Gene Ontology annotation, molecular function: ephrin receptor binding. Gene Ontology annotation, cellular component: plasma membrane. Gene Ontology annotation, biological process: axon guidance; ephrin receptor signaling pathway. The transcript has 5 exons. The record is from RefSeq and is a predicted model, not a curated record.
AGCUCCGGUUACAGUCGGGCUGGAGCCGACGGACGGAGAGAGGUCGAUUUGGACGCGGCGAAACAAAUGCCCCGGCAUGCAAGGAAGCGGCUGGAUUGUGAAUCACGGAGCGAGCUGACUGCACCUUGCUGUUUUGUUUUGUCUACCCGCACAGGCGCAUGAACAAGUGUUUUUUGUUAUUUGCUUAUUUUGGGCCAAGGAGCGUGUCCGAGUCGGAGCAUAUACCCGGCGGGAACGCACGCGGAGCAGCCCCUGGAGACCGGAGGGAUAUUUACAAUAGAAACUCACUUCAUUCCCCAUAAGAAUAGCGGUGAUUGAAAAGGCACCCUGGAAUGUCUCACAGCUUUUGGAACCCCCAACCGGACUUGUGACUGAUGGAUGGAUGUGGAGGCAGCGACAGGUACCAGUAGACAGACAGAGAGCGAAAUUUGACAAAGCUGUCUGACUGUGCGCCUCCAUUCUUUAAAAGCUGACAUUUCUUAUAGUUCGGUUCAGUUGACCAGAAGGUCGCCGCCGCCUGUGCGUCAUCCACAGGCCUUCCAGGACACUUGUCAUCCACCGAAAGCGAGGGUUCAGUCAAGGACGCUGGGCCCGGACUAGAGCUCACGAAGUUGGCCACAAGGACAUGAAUGUGAUAGCGAGCUCACAUGCUCCCGACUGACCGACGCUUAUCUUCCCACCAGCCCACACUCUCAUAAAGACUGUGCGACUAGGUGCUGCCGUUCAGGGCUUGCUGUCCCAGCCGCCUCGGCUCCCACUGUGUGUGCGUGUGUGUGUGUGUGUGUGUGUGUGUGUGUGUGUGUACAUUUAUCAGCAUGGCAGUACUGGCUUGUUGGAAGUAUUACCUUUGGAUCUUUAUCUUGACGUGCAGAACGGUGCUACUUUCAGCCAAAACACUGGAGACGAUCAUUUGGAGCUCACAAAAUCCCAAAUUUGUUGCUGGCAAAGGCCUGAUUAUCUACCCAGACAUCGGUGACAAGCUGGAUAUCAUCUGUCCCAGAGCGGACCAAGGCCGAGAGUAUGAGUACUACAAGCUGUACUUGGUGAAGAGGGAGCAGGCGGAGAGCUGCAGCACGGUCCUUGAUCCAAAUGUCCUGGUCAAUUGCAACAAGCCGGAGAAGGACAUCAAGUUUACCAUCAAAUUCCAGGAGUUCAGCCCCAACUACAUGGGCCUGGAAUUCAAAAGGAACGUCAACUACUACAUCACGUCAACCUCCAAUGGCACAGUGGAGGGCCUGGAGAACCGUGAGGAAGGCGUUUGCAAGAGCCGAGCCAUGAAAGUCAUCAUGAAAGUCGGACAAGUUCCAAAUGCAGUCAACCCUGCAGUGCCAGAGGAUCCAAAAGAUAACGCCAUACCGGAGUCCAGUCCAAAUCCUCCAGACAAGGAUCGAUUGGGACCUGAGAUGCCUGGAAACCCUGACACCAUGAACCAGGACCAGUCCGGUUCCUCCGCAAACUCGGACGGCAUCCUGGGCUCCAAAGUGGCCGUGUUCUCGGCCAUCGGAGCGGGAUGUAUCAUCUUCCUGUUGCUCAUCCUCCUCCUGGUCAUUCUGCUCAUCAAGAUGCGCAAACGGUCCAGGAAAAACACACACUCGCAGCCCCGCCCCUCCGCACUGUCACUCAGCACGUUGUCCAAUCCCAAGAUGCCCGGGGGCACUGCUGGCACGGAGCCCAGUGACAUCAUCAUUCCGCUGCGGACAGAGAACAACUACUGCCCUCACUAUGAGAAAGUGAGCGGCGACUACGGGCACCCGGUCUACAUCGUUCAGGAGAUGCCUCCUCAGAGCCCCGCCAACAUCUACUACAAAGUCUGACCCGAAGCAGCAGCAGCAGCAGCAGCAGCAGCAGCAGCAGCAGCCCAGAGGAGAUUUUAAUUUCUGUUCUUGGAAGAGCACCGCUUUAUGUUUUGGUGACUUGAUCGUUACUUCAAGCCCGUGUUAUUUCUACCACCUGCUGCACAAAUCUGGAGAGAUGCGCACUGACCCCGUAUCCGGUGAUCAGACUGACGAGGGAGAGACUUCUUCUGUGGGUUGUUAUUCUUUGGCUUGUUUGGAAAUCCCCACCCUUCCUUCGUCCUCCCUUCACCGCCCACCUGGUACGUCUCCCCGCUGUGCUCCGUUGAGGAGUGACGGGGGGGGGGGUGGCUCGACCGAAUCAAAAGAUGGAACUUUCUGGUUUGCCGUCCCCUUUAAUGGACCGGAUGAAACCCUAACUGGCUCCCUGACGCUACAACACAUAAACCUUGCACACUAGCCACGAACAGGCAGUUUGUGUUGCGUGUAUGCGUGUGUGCCCGUGCGUGUCUGCGCGUGCACCUGUGUGUCAGAGGGGGGCUCCAUGCCGGACCGGGAAACUCUCCAGAUAGCUCAGGUAUCGGACACAGUGUGUGACAUAUUGUGUUCCUGUCCCUUCGUACCUCGGAUAUUUGCCUUACUAUUUUUGAUGGAGGACUUCCCCGAUUCAGUUCACAAAGCAGUUGUAUUUUGUUAGACUUUUCCUACGAGUGCACAAUGUAUAGAGUUGAAUAGAUGAUCAUGAUUAUUACUCAUCGCACCAUUCAUGUCAUCCACUCCAAUAGACACCUGAACUGUUGGUAUCAA